AUGAAGUGUUUCGACAAUCUGCUUAAGAAAUCUAACGAAAACCUUGAAAAAGUCAUAACUCUAUCCAACAACAGUCUUGAAAAGAUAUUUGAAAAGUUUGACUCCAGCCUGACGUUGGUUAUUGAAAAGUCAAACGAAAAUUUGCGCAAAUCACUGGCUAACUCGGAGGGUUUAAUGAGCAAACGUUUUGAAUCAACAUUGCUGCGGAUGGAGGCCUUCAGUAGUAGUUUCGAACGAGCGGUCAGAAGUAUGUCAGACGCCGUCACUGAUUCGAUGUGUCAACUUCACAAUACUAUGUCCACAUUGUCCACCAGUGUCUCUGAGUGUCAGAGACACUGGUGGACAAUGUGGACAAUGUGCCUUGUUGAACGAGAGCGUAAAGAUGAGAAACGCCGAGCUAAUAACGAGAUCAUUUCUGGUCUUGUGGAGCAAUCAGGAAUCAAUGACAGAGAUAUUGUGUUGGAUCUCUGUAAAAAACAUCUGGCGAUCAAACCACAGGUGGUUAAAACACGUAGUAUUGGCAGCUCAAAACUAUGUGUUACCUUGUCCGGACCAUCGGCAGUAGAUGAUUUAAUAUCCUCUUGUAGGAUCCUACGUUCAAAGCCUGAUACGAGAAAUAUUUUUAUAAACUUUGAUUUGUCAAAAAGACAGACAGAACAAGCUUACAUCAAGCGCCAGGCACGACGCCUUGUCAAAUCAGCCGGUGACAAAUCUAAAGCGGAAGAGACUGACAAAGGACAGCCCUUUCGUUAA
Messenger RNA from Helobdella robusta, 753 nucleotides. RefSeq lists its product as hypothetical. The transcript has 2 exons. The record is from RefSeq and is a predicted model, not a curated record. NCBI's taxonomy places the organism in Eukaryota, Metazoa, Annelida, Clitellata, Rhynchobdellida, Glossiphoniidae. Bases 1 to 753 code for a protein of 250 amino acids.